Messenger RNA from Populus nigra (black poplar), 1716 nucleotides. Its product is annotated as polyphenol oxidase, chloroplastic-like. Bases 1 to 1539 code for a protein of 512 amino acids. The record is from RefSeq and is a predicted model, not a curated record. The transcript is spliced from 2 exons. Lineage: Eukaryota; Viridiplantae; Streptophyta; Magnoliopsida; Malpighiales; Salicaceae. Gene Ontology annotation, molecular function: catechol oxidase activity.
AUGACGUGUCAUCCACGUAAUCAAUCUGGGCCCACCUUUGAUGAUGUGGCAAAUGCACGCAUAAUUGUGGCUGGCGUGGCAAUUGCUGACUGGACUGAUGACAUGUCAGAUGACUACAUUACCCAAUGUGAGCUAGUUACCCUGCCAUCCGAAAGUGACCCCUCGAACUGUUGCCCUCCAAUAUCCACAAAGAUCAAAAACUUCAAAUUCCCUUCUGCUUCCUCCCCAAUGCGCAUUAGACCUGCUGCUCAUUUAGUUGAUAAAGCCUACGUAGCUAAAUACGCCAAAGCCAUUGCACUCAUGAAAAGUCUUCCUGACGAUGAUCCACGUAGCUUCAAGAGCCAAGCCGACGUUCAUUGUGCUUAUUGUGAUGGUGCUUAUCACCAAGCAGGCUUUCCUGAUUUAGACCUUCAAAUUCACUUCUCGUGGCUCUUCUUUCCCUGGCAUAGACUCUAUUUAUACUACUUCGAAAGAAUGUUGGGUAAACUGAUUGAUGAUCCAACUUUCGCUUUGCUUUUCUGGAAUUGGGAUGCCCCUGCCGGCAUGCAAAUGCCAGCCAUUUUUACUGACCCCAAAUCACCACUUUAUGACCCCCUUCGCGACGCGAAUCACCAACCUCCGACACUGCUUGAUCUUAAUUACGCGAAAGGAGAUGCGAAUCCAGACCCUGCAAAAGCAGAGGAAUUGUAUGCAAGCAAUCUUAACGUAAUGUACAGGCAAAUGGUGUCCGGUGCGACGAAGCCUCCUCUCUUUUUUGGAAAACCAUAUCGUGCUGGUUAUGAUCCAAGUCCUGGAAUGGGUACAAUUGAGACCACCCCACACACUCAGAUUCACAUCUGGACCGGCGACCCCAAUCAAACUAAAGGGGAAAAUAUGGGCAAUUUCUACUCAGCAGGGAGAGAUCCCAUAUUUUAUUGUCAUCACUCGAACGCCGACCGAAUGUGGGACUUGUGGAAGAAAAUACCAGGAGGCAAGCGAAAGGAUUUCGAGGAUCCUGAUUGGCUUAGUUCAGAGUUUCUUUUCUGGGAUGAGAAUAAAGAGCUGGUUCGAAUGAAGGUUAAAGAUACUCUUGACACCAAGAAGCUAAGAUAUGGCUUUCAAGAUGUUCCUAUUCCUUGGCUGAAAACAAGAGCAACACCAAAAUUAACAAGGCAGGAAAAAUCACGUCGUUCAGCUAAAAAAAGCGUUGUAUUAACACCAAUUAGAGCAUUCCCUGUUGUCUUGGAUAAAGUCAUAAGAGUGGAGGUUUCCAGGCCAAAUAAAUCAAGAAGCGCGACGGAGAAAGAAGAUGAAGAUGAAGUUUUAGUUAUUGAAGGGAUUGAGUACGAAGAAAAUCAAUUAAUUAAGUUCGAUGUCCUCGUCAACGAUGAACCUGAUUCACCUGAUGGACCAGACAAGUCCGAGUUUGCAGGAAGUUUCGUCAAUGUGCCUCACAAGCAUGCAAAAAAAUCAAAGACAACUAUGGUAUUUGGGGAUUACAGGACUGGUGGUGAUUUUGUUACCGUUGCCAAUGUCAAGAUUGAGUUUGUCGCUGACUGAUCAUGGUAAUGAGAGGACAUAUGCUACCAUUUUCUUUUCUUUUCUUUUCUUUUUUUCCUUUUGCCUUUUCUUGUUUUUUCUCUUUCUAUGUUAGUAUUCAGCGAGUUUUCUCUUUGUUCUUUCAAGAUGCUCAACUAAUGGACCGUAUAUCAAUUUGAAUACUACAAUGGUUUCUUA